AUGGCCAUUCAACACUCGACUUUGCCAUUUUUUGGAAUUCAGUUUCAUCCAGAGUCCAUUGGCACUCCCUGCGGCCUUCAGAUCCUUCGCAACUUCAGCGAAUUCACGCAGCGCUGGCACUGCGCCAGCCACACGGGGCCCCCGCGUCCACUCAGCAGCAGCAGCAGCAGCAACAGCAACAGCAACAGCAGCAGCAGCAGAGAAGAUUCGAGGGCUGCGCAGCUGGAGAGGAGCACAGUGGCUCCGCUGGGCGAGCAGGCGGCGGUGUGGGAAGUGAACGUAGCUGAAGUGGCGCUGGGAGUCUCAGCAGCAGCAACAGCAGCAGCAGCAGCAGGAGAGUUUGGGGGCUCUGAAAGGGGGGCCCCCUUGGUACUGGACUCGCGAGAGCUCUUCAGGAAACUCUACGGGAAAAGCCCCGCCAGCUUCUGGCUUGACAGCAGCAGCGCGGACUCAGCCCAGGCCGACUCGGGCCCCGUGGAAAAAGAAUUGCUGUCACGAUUUGGCUACAUGGGGGACGCGGGGGGCCCCUGUGCUGCGGUGCUGCAUAGCUGGACGGGCAGCAGCAGCAGCCACCUCUUUCGCUGCCCCCAGGGCUGCCCCUGUGGGGCCAGCCCGCAAAGUCUGCACUUCCGCGAGCUCCCGCUGGACCCUUUUGGGGCCCUCAGGGGUCUCCACGGCCCCCAAGGCCCCCCGAGCCUCCAGGGUCCCUUGCGCCUUCGCCGCUGGCUCGCUGAGGCCCCGAGGGACCCCCCUGGGGGGGGCCCCGAGGGGGCCCCGGGGGGGGACCCCGCGGGUGGGAAGGCGGAGAGGGGGGCCCCUGCAGCGCUGCAGCUAGUGGGGGAGGGUCCCCUUGACCCUGCAGAGCUGCCUUUUGAGUUUGUGGGCGGCUACGUGGGCUACUUCGCCUAUGAGCUGCGGCACAGGGCCUUUGAGAGGCUGCGAGGGGCCCAGGGGGAUAGGGGGACCCCCGUGGCUCUUAAGAAGAACUCCAAAGAGGCCCUGCCCACGCCUUACCCCAUUUCCCUGUGGGUGUUUGCUGACCGCUAUAUUGUUAUAGACAACGACGAAGCGCGCUGCUUCCUCGUCUGGCUGGUUCCCGCUGCUGCUGCUGCACCUGCUGCUGCUGCUGCUGCGGACGAGCAGCAGGAGGCUCGAAGAGCCGCCAAAGACAGCGCCUGCGAGCCGCUGCUAGAGGCUCUCUGCGCAGGCAGAGUGACACAAGAGAAACUCCAGUUCAUAGCAGAGAUGCAGCGCCAGUGGGCUUUGGGGGCCCUUGAGCAAAUUGCUGCUUAUGUCCGGCCUCCUCCCAGUCCGCAGCAAGACCUCGCUUCCCAGCCCCCACUGCAGCAGCAGCAGCAGCCACAGCAGCAGCAGCAGCAGCUUUCUUUUUCGGCUUCAUUGACAGAGGGAGAAUAUAGGGAGGCAGCCAUGACCCUGCUGCGGGAAAUAGAAAAAGGAAAUGCUUAUGAAGUUUGCCUCACAGAUCAAAUGCAUGCGCAGUUCAGCGCCUGCAGCACUUCGCCUCUUCAGAUGUACAUGCGGCUACGCGACAAGAACCGCUCCAAGUUUGGGGCUUUCCUCAGGUGCGCCACCGCAUGCAUCUCUCCCUAUGCACGCAUGCACGCAAGAGACCUGCGGGGCCAUGCAUACAUGCGCGCAUGCAUGCAAAGAAUCUAUGGGGACUGUGCGGGGCACUGGGGGGCUGUGGUUGCCGAGCAAGGGGCCCAGGGAGAGCAGGUGUCUGCGGCUCAUGCGCUGCUGCACAGGUACCAUCCAGAUGAGUUCGCCCUUGCUCGCACUGCAUGCGCGGACUCCGCGGGGCCCCCCGGGGCCCCAGGGGCCCCGGGGGCCCCUGGAGCUGCUGAGGGUUUUGCCGUCUGCUGCGCAAGCCCCGAACUGUUCCUGAAGGUGCAGGCCGACGGGCUGGUGGAGUCGCGGCCUAUAAAGGGCACUCGCAAGAGAGGCAUCACGAAGGCUGAGGACUUAGCGCUGGCUGCGGAGUUGGCGGCUUCAGAAAAGGACAGGGCGGAGAACCGAAUGAUUGUGGACUUAGUCCGAAACGACCUCGGUGAGCGCCCGCCCCGCGACUGCUAG
Molecule: messenger RNA, 2094 nt
Organism: Eimeria tenella
Lineage: Eukaryota; Apicomplexa; Conoidasida; Eucoccidiorida; Eimeriidae
Product: para-aminobenzoate synthase, putative
Exons: 1
Coding region: 1-2094 (697 amino acids)
Biological process (GO): L-tryptophan biosynthetic process
Source: RefSeq, a predicted model, not a curated record